AUGGAAGAAUCGCUCAUGCUGGGGCACAAAAUUGAGCCUUUCCUUUUGCAGAGCUGUCAGUGUGUUAAGGGCAGCUACGAAAGAGAUGGAGAUGAUCCGAAACACCUGCUGGAAUGGAGCUGUGCCCAGAGUAACCUCAACUACAGCAACUUACUUUUGUCCAACAAGACUCUGGCUGAAAUUUCACCACUCAAGUCCACGGGGGGCCAGUUGAUGUGGGACCGCCAAACAAGCUUCCACGUCCCGGAGAGCCCUCAGAGAAGAGAAUACUCGGCUCCAAGCGAACUCAAACAUGUGCCAGAGGACAAUGUAGCGCAAUCACUUUCACAAUAG
Molecule: messenger RNA, 333 nt
Organism: Knipowitschia caucasica
Lineage: Eukaryota; Metazoa; Chordata; Actinopteri; Gobiiformes; Gobiidae
Source: the annotation of a GenBank genome assembly